Molecule: messenger RNA, 2805 nt
Organism: Achroia grisella
Lineage: Eukaryota; Metazoa; Arthropoda; Insecta; Lepidoptera; Pyralidae
Exons: 12
Coding region: 31-2805 (924 amino acids)
Biological process (GO): proteolysis
Molecular function (GO): metallocarboxypeptidase activity; zinc ion binding
Source: RefSeq, a predicted model, not a curated record
AAACGACGAAUGUCACAUUAACAUAGCAAAAUGUAUUCGAAGUUAUUUUAUAUAUUUAUACUAAACUUAGCAUUAACGGUCGCAGAAAAGAAGAGUUAUGAAGGAUAUAAAUUAUAUAAGACGAUCCCAGAAACGGCAGAACAAGUAGAAAGUUUAGUUGCUCUUAGAGGAAAUGGUAUUGCUGAGUUUUGGGAUGAUAAUAUCGUUGUCAAUCAUGAAUCCAGGAUGAUGGUGCGUUCUGAGAAAGAGGCUGCGUUUCAGGAGAUCACGAAUAACAUAAAUAUGAAAUCUGAAGUGUUGUUAGAUGACAUACAGAGAGUGAUAGAUGAACAGCUGAAUCCUAUAAAAAGGAGCACAGAAUCCUCAUCAUUCCUCUCAUUCGAUUGGGACCACUACCAUACACUUGAAGAAAUUUACGCUUGGUUUGAUCGAUUGGCCUAUCACUAUCCUGAGAUAGUAACUAUAAUUUCAAUGGGGACAUCGGUUGAGAAUAGAGAAAUCAAAGGUGUAAAAAUUAACUAUGGUCAUCGGUCUACCAGAGCCAUGUUAGAAGGCACUCUACACGCUAGGGAAUGGAUCAGUGCAGCUACUUUAACGUGGAUUAUUAAGGAGUUCUUGACGAGUACCAAUCCUGACAUCAGGUAUCUAGCAGAACGCUAUGAGUGGCACAUAUUCCCUGUGGUGAAUCCCGAUGGUUACUCAUAUACAUUUACCGAUAAUAGAAUGUGGAGAAAGAAUCGUAGUACUGCCAACUUUACUUCGUGUGCACCAGGUACUAAUGACGAUAUGAGUAACGGUGUAGACCUCAACAGAAACUUCGACUUUGUCUGGAUGUCUACUGGCGCUUCAAACGACUCUUGCUCGAAUACCUUCGCUGGACCAGAACCAUUCUCCGAACCGGAAUCUCGAGCCAUUGCAGACUACGUCUCAAUUUUAAAUGAGCAAAAAGAAUUAUUUUUCUACAUCGCAUUCCAUUCGUUUUCCCAACUUGUUGUGAUUCCGUACAGUCACGUAAGAGGCCCAGAUGUUCUAACAGCAUGCAAUUACGGAGAUAUGUAUGAAAUCGGUAUAAGAGGUGCUGAUAAACUGAGAGAAAAGCACGGCACCAAUUAUAGAGUUGGAGUUUCUGCAGAUGUCAUGUAUGAAAUGAGCGGUACAAGUUUCGACUGGGUAAAAUAUGCAGUGAAUGUACCUGUAUCAUUAUUGCUCGAAAUGCGAGACACAUCGCAAUAUGGAUUUUUGCUACCGCCUGAACAAAUUAUACCAAAUAGCGAGGAAGUUAUGGAAUUCUUACUUGAAAUGGAGAGAGUUGCAGCGAGAAUAUUAAACUUUCAUGUUGGAUCUGCUUCUAUUAUUGGAGCUAACAUAGCUUUGAUUCUUAUUGUAUUAUCGCUGAUUGAACACGUAAAAACAGAAAUGGAUAUCAAAAUACUAGUGGUACUUGUUGGUAUAUUUUGUAUAAGUAGUGCAGCGAAAUCCUAUGAAAAUUAUAAAGUGUACAAUGUGAUACCCAAAACAGAAGUACAAGUGCAAUAUCUUAUUGAUCUGAAAAAAGAAAAGUACGAUUUCUGGACGGAUGUUAUUAAUAUUGACAGCAAUGUAAGGAUUAUGGUAUCACCAGAACAGGCCGAGGAAUUAGUAGAAUAUAGUACAAGUGUGGGAAUGGCAAUUGAAUUAAGCAUAAGCAAUAUACAGGUAUUGAUUGAAGCUCAAAUGAAGGCUGAAAUAGAUACAAAGUCAGCUAGACUAGGAUCUUUUUCAUGGAACGAUUAUCAUACGCUUGAAGAAAUUUAUAAGUGGCUUGAUGAACUUGAGGAAUUAUAUCCUGGUAUAGUUAGAACAGUAACUGUUGGAGAAACAUAUGAAGGUCGUGACAUAAAAGGUGUUAUUAUAGAUUUGAAGGCUGGUUUGCGUGAACCGCAGCCAUUAGUAGCAGUAAUCGAAGGUGGUAUUCACGCCAGAGAAUGGAUUUCUCCAGCCACCGUCACUUGGCUUAUUAAAGAAUUCUUAACAAGCCAGAAUGCCCAAGUUAAAUUACUAGCAGAAACCUUCGUUUGGCAUAUAAUUCCAGUUUUAAAUCCUGAUGGCUAUGCGUAUACUUUUAAUGGGGAUCGCAUGUGGAGGAAAAACAGGAACCCAGAACAUUUUAAGGCUUGUGGAAACAACGAUGACCUCAGUAACGGAAUUGAUUUGAAUAGAAACUUCGACUUUGUUUGGAAUACUAUCGGCGCGUCUAAUGAUUCUUGCAGCCAAACAUUUGCUGGGCCUGUAGCGUCAUCAGAAUAUGAAUCUCGCGCUUUAGCAAACUAUGUACUCGGAAUCGAUCACCAUGGACACGGCAGAGUGAUCUACUACUUCGCUUUCCACUCCUUUUCGCAGAUGAUCCUCGUACCAUACAGUCACGUUUCGGGAAUUGGGGUUUUAGAGGCCGACAACUAUGGAGAUUUGUAUGAAGUAGCAGUACGUGGAGCUGCGAAGCUGAAAGAGAGACACGGCACUCAAUACACUGUGGGGGUGUCAGCUGAGAUCUUAUAUCCAGUCAGCGGGUCUAGCUUCGACUUCAUGAAAGGCGUUGGUAAUAUUCCCAUAGUCUACCUAUUUGAGUUACGUGACGUUGGACAGUACGGUUUCCUACUUCCACCAUCACAUAUCAUACCCAACAGUGAAGAAAUUCUGGACUGUUUGAUUGAAAUGGACAGAGUAACGAAGCGAAUGGGUUAUUACGAAUUGGCUUCGUCUUCAGUCAGCAUCUAUGGAUCAGUCGCAGCAGUUGUGUGUCUUCUAAUAACUUUAAUGAUCUUUUAA